Molecule: messenger RNA, 1487 nt
Organism: Eremomyces bilateralis CBS 781.70
Lineage: Eukaryota; Fungi; Ascomycota; Dothideomycetes; Eremomycetales; Eremomycetaceae
Exons: 1
Coding region: 318-1478 (386 amino acids)
Biological process (GO): carbohydrate metabolic process; peptide modification
Cellular component (GO): plasma membrane
Source: RefSeq, a predicted model, not a curated record
CAUGUACGGGAAUAUCAAGGAGUUAAUGACAUGGCUCACGUGCUGUGAAUGUACCAUUCCGUCAAGGAUCAACGUCAUCCAUAUUAUUCUUGAGUAAGGUUGAACCAAUUCAAUAUUUCCUUUCCUUCUCCGUCUCAUGACCAUUAUUUGUCCUACGAUUGAUUCAAUUCCCUAUAAAUUCACGUCCUGCCGGAUUUCCUUCCUGUCACCGAAGAACCGCCUAUUACAAUAAACAUCUCAAUCCUCCUCACACCCCGCAAACAAAGACUAUUUACACGACCAACUAUAGGCCAAUACCUUCCCAUCCGACCACCAUCAUGCCCCAACCCCCCCAACCAGGCGAACCAACCUCAACCCCCCGCCCCCCCCGCCCCCGCUUCUUCCGCAACUCCUCCCCCCCCACCUCCCGCACCCCCCACAAACAGCUCUUCGCCUCCCUCCACCGCCUCACCACCCUCCACCCCCCUUCCUCCAUCCCCCCAUCGGGCGGCCUCUACUCCGGCGCCCUCGGCGUCGCCCACCUCCUCGCCCUCCUCCACCCACUCCACCCCUCCCUCCGCCUCGACGACCACUCCCUCGCAUCCUGGUCUGCCGCCUACCUCCACCGCGCCGAGGAACACAUGAAAGACUUCCCCGGCCCAUCGCCCAGAUGCUGCGGUGUCAGAGAUGAUAUACUAGUGGUUCUAGCGCUGGGGGCCGCAGGGACGCAGGACACGGCGCUGGUGGAGGAGCUGGUACGGUAUGCUGCGGUGGCAUGCGACCCCGACGCCGAGAACGAGUGGCUGAACGGCCGCGCGGGGUAUCUCUACCUCCUCCGCCUAGUCCGCGUAUCCUUCCCGAACAACGCUGAGGUUGCCUCGCUCAUCAACGGCGCGGCGACGGAGGUGAUCGACGCGAUACUCGAGGCGCCGCGGCCGUGGACGUGGCGGAGGAAAGCGUAUGUGGGUGCGGCACACGGGGCGAUGGGGAUCAUCGUGCAGAUCGUGUUGACGGACCCGACGCGGGCGGGGGAGGUGGAGGCAGAUUUGGGGGCGUUGUUGAGUUAUCAGUUUGAGAGUGGAAAUUGGCCGAGUUCGAUCCCGGUGGGGCGGGAUCGGUUGGUGCAGUUUUGUCAUGGGGCGGCGGGGAUGGCGACGUCGUUGGUGAGUAUCCGUGAGCACUUUCCAGCGCUGCAGGAGCGGAUUGACGGGGCGGUGAAGAGGGGGCGGGAGUGUAUUUUGGAGCGGGGGCUGUUGACGAAGGAGCCGUGUCUGUGCCAUGGGAUCUCGGGGAAUGCGCUGGCGCUGGAGGAUGAGGGGUUGGAGCAUUUCUUGUCGUAUACGACGGGGCAUGAGAUGAAGGGGAUGGAGCGGGAUGGGAUGAUGGAGCGGAGUGAGGAGCCGUGGGGGUUGUUUGGAGGGGAGGCGGGGAGGGCAUGGGCAUGGGCGGUGGUGGAUUCGGGAUUGGAAAGGAGGGUGUUGGGGUAUAAUGAUAUUUGAGGGGUUGGG